AUGGAAACUCUGUCAGACACAACUUGGGAUGUGAUCAUCCAAGGGACUGGCUUUUGCCAGUCUCUACUGGCACUGGCCCUCUCACGAUCUGGAAAGAAGGUUCUUCACAUGGACUCAAACCAGUACUAUGGUGGUCCUGAUGCAGCCUUCAGUCUUGAUGAGGCCCAGGAAUGGGUAACUGAAGUCACUCAGGACAGACACCCACUAUUCAGAGAUGCCUCGGUCUUGACUCCACAAGAAAUACUAGACCUUUUCCCUCCCACAGAAAGCUCUGAGACACCAAAGCUUGCAUCUAGUCGGGCGUACACUUUGUCCUUGUCUCCGUGUUUUCUCCAUGCCCGCUCUGAACUAAUGUCCGCUCUUGUGUCAUCCAAGGUCUUCAGACAGCUGGAGUUCAUGGCAGUCGGUAGCUGGUGGAUUUAUACACCCGAGAAAUCAGGCUCUGGCAGUGGUGAACCAGGCGCGGAGAAGACUUUUCACCGUGUCCCUGGAAACCGGGAGGAUGUGUUCGCCGCGUCUCACAUUAGUAUGAAGUCCAAGAGGACACUCAUGCGGCUCCUGCGUCACAUCACUAAGUCCAGUGAAGAUGAAGGCCCGUCUGAAGACGAAGAUCUAUCUAUGCCAUUCAAGGAUUACUUGACUUCCAAGUUCAGUGUCCCGCCGGAACUUCACGAUCCUCUCCUGUCGCUGUCUUUGUCUCAGCAGACUCAACAGGAUACCCCCGCAAGCUAUGCUAUACCCAAAAUCCAGAGGCAUCUAGCAUCCAUCGGAUAUCUUGGUCCUGGCUUCGGAGCUGUCAUAGCCAAAUAUGGCGGAGCCCCUGAAAUACUUCAAGCUGCUUGUCGUGCCUCCGCUGUGGGAGGGGGUAUAUACGCUCUGGGCACAAAGGUAGUAGACUGCAAGUGGCGCGAAACGCCCGAACAUUCUGAGAAUCCUUUCCUUGUCACACUGAAAAAUGAGGGCGAUGUUCAGUCUAAAUUAUUCUUUUCGGCAUCGCAGUCCGGGGACUCCGAGUCAUUGAUUGAGGUUGCUCGCUCGGUCAGUGUGCUAUCAGGCACCUUCUCCUCCCUGUUCCCGAUCGCAGUCGAAGGCGCCCCAUUGCCUGCAACUGCAGUCCUCAUGUUCCCGGGUAAUACUUUGGGCAUGCCGGAAUCCCCAUCUGUUUACCUUCAGGUCCAUUCCAGCGACACUGGCGAAUGCCCUCAUCAGCAGAGUGUCGUUUAUUGCAGCGUGGCUUUACCUGGCACCGAGGGUCAGUCUCUUCUGCAGAUCGCCCUAGAACGGCUUAUUGCCACUGAAACUUCGGUUCGUGUGUUGUGGUCUAUGCGAUACACCCAGCGCGGUCGGUCUAGUACCGACGGGACCCAAUGGCCUCUCCAAGAGGAAUCUUGUCCUGGUUCUUACCUGUUCCCUCCACCAAGCCUUGACUUUGCCUUCGAAGAUGAUACCCUUGGCAUUGUCAAAGAGGCUUGGAAGAAAGUCGUAGGAGAUGAUAUAGAUCAUGAUUUCAUGAUGUUUGAUGAUCGCGAAGGCACUCAUGACAAUGAUUCCUUUCUCGCCAUGCCUCUCGAUAGCGUGACCGGUCUCGCGGGGCAACUCCCCGUCAACCAAGUCGAAUCAACCACACGGGGAGUAACCAAAAAUGUGCCAACCAAACAGUUAAAUCAAACGACCAAAGAUUUAACCGACCCUGUCAUCCCUGGAGAGUUCCCUUCAGACGAUGCACCGCAAAAAGGACAAGGAGUGGACAACAAUCUCUCAUUCUCGUCAAUAUGGACCACAAUGACCAACUGGUUUUCUACACUUUUCCCUCAAGCCUUCGACUAUUUCGAGUCCCUCGUCCAAAAACUAGUCGCCUGGCUUCUUCCUCCACCCCGUCAAGCCGCAAUGUAUGAAGCUGCACUGAAGCGCCCCGCUGCCACAACCUUCCUCGUUUGCCAGGCGAUAUGCUGCGGUGUGCCUUUACUGGUGUUCUUGGCGGGCGUCUUUGUGUUUGCUGCUGUCUCGAUACUGCUUUGGGCUGUUCUCUCCUUGUUGAUUCUCGGUCCGGUCUUACUGGUUACAAGCAUGAUGGGCGUGUCCUUGUGGGGCUGGGGCUGGGUCCUCUACGGCCUGGUCAAAUGGGUUGAUCAACGGUUCUUGGGUGGUAUAAUUACACGGUUCUGGCUCACGCAUUCACCGCCAGAUGAAGAAGAUGAAAGUCAGUCUGAGGAACAGAAGAAAGAGGAUUAA
Molecule: messenger RNA, 2232 nt
Organism: Penicillium salamii
Lineage: Eukaryota; Fungi; Ascomycota; Eurotiomycetes; Eurotiales; Aspergillaceae
Source: the annotation of a GenBank genome assembly